Messenger RNA from Periophthalmus magnuspinnatus, 4050 nucleotides. Its product is annotated as regulating synaptic membrane exocytosis protein 1-like. Gene Ontology annotation, biological process: calcium ion-regulated exocytosis of neurotransmitter; regulation of membrane potential; intracellular protein transport. Gene Ontology annotation, cellular component: cytoskeleton of presynaptic active zone; presynaptic membrane. NCBI's taxonomy places the organism in Eukaryota, Metazoa, Chordata, Actinopteri, Gobiiformes, Gobiidae. Gene Ontology annotation, molecular function: transmembrane transporter binding; small GTPase binding. The record is from RefSeq and is a predicted model, not a curated record.
AUGUUCGCGUCUGUGGGGCCCAGAGGCGGUCCUCGCCCUGCUCUCGCCCAGGCCGUCCCCGAGCCCGACCUCAGCCACCUGACCGAGGAGGAGCGCAAGAUUAUCCUGGCGGUUCUGGCCCGGCAGCGAGAGGAGGAGGCGAAGGAGGAGGCGAUGCUAAAGGAGGAGAAGCCUAUCCAAGCUCGGACCGUGAACCUGGUGGGACAGAAGAAACCUCCGCAGCAAAAUGACGUCAGAGGGAUCCAGCAGCAGUUGUCGAGUUACCGGGAGAGCGUGAUCCGCCAGGCCUCGGCCGCUGCCUCUGGUCACCGUGACGACGCUCCGACCUGUGGAAUCUGCCAUAAGACCAAGUUUGCCAACGGCUGCGGAAACCUCUGCUCCUACUGCCACACCAAGUUCUGUGCCCGCUGCGGAGGGAGGGUCUCACUGCGCUCCAACACGGAGGACAAAGUGGUGAUCUGGGUGUGUAAUAACUGCCGUAAACAGCAGGAGCUCCUGACUCGACCGGGUGACUGGUUCAGCUCAGAUUCUGCUGCUCUGGGGUCAGCCGUCAGUGAACCCUCCGUGUGUCAAAGGUCACGCUCCCAAGCCCCUGCCCCCUCCAUCCAUGAUGCUCCAGGCUCCGCCCCCGCCUCCCUCGACCCCAACAGAGCAGCUCCACCAGGAGGAGCUGCGGGAGACCCACGGUCACGAAGCGAGCCACCACGAGACGAGAGGAAUGGUCGUGGGGGAGGAGCCGGCAGCCGCGGCCAGUCCCGUCUGCAGACUCAGGUGUCGGUGGACAGAGACCUACGCGGAGAGAGAGAACGCAGAGAGAGCAGACGACUCACCAAAGGACGCUCACUGGAGCAUGACCCUGUGGGAGGGGGCGGGAUCAAACGGACCGCAGAUCAGUCGGGGCCUGUGCCUGCCGGGGGGCGUGGCCAGGCCGUACAGGGGCAGGGGCUGGAGGGGUUAGGCCCGGGACAGGGCCCUGGAGCUGGGCUACAAUCUCAGACAAACCCCCCUGAGCUCAGAGAACCUCCGCAUGGCCCAGCUGUCAGACGGACAAAACGUGAAAAAGCCGAAAGCAUGCUACGAAAUGAUUCUCUCAGCUCCGACCAAUCAGAAUCACUCAGGCCGCCGCCCCCACGCCCAUAUAAGUCCAAACGAGGUGCGGGCGGAAAGAGGCAAACGAGUAUGAGCAGCUCUGAAGAAGAGGGCGGGACGACGCCAGAGUACAGCAGCUGUGAAGACGCAGAGAUAGAGAGCAUCAGUGAAAGAGGUGACUGGGAGUGCUACCCUCAUGACCCCACUGUAUGGCAUCAUCCUGUGAACUGGCAGCCAUCCAAAGAAGGAGACCACCUGAUCGGACGCAUCACCCUGAGCAAAAGGAGCGCCACCAUGCCCAAGGAGGCCGGGGCUCUGCUGGGGCUCAAGGUGGUGGGGGGCAGAGUGACAGAGUCGGGGAGGUUGGGGGCUUUUAUCACCAAAGUGAAGAAGGGAAGCCUGGCAGAUGUCGUGGGACAUCUACGAGCAGGAGAUGAGGUUCUACAGUGGAAUGGGAAGCUGCUUCCUGGAGCCACCAUGAAAGAGGUCUACAACAUCAUCCUGGAGUCUCAGUCUGAGCCUCAGGUUGAACUGCUCGUGUCACGGCCAAUCGGGGUUUAUAGAAAAUAUCAUGAUAUCCCAAGAAUCCCCGACACGUCCCACCCUCCAUUAGAAUCUACAGGUUCCAGUUCUUUUGAGUCCCCAAAGGAGAGACCGACCCUAAAUGUCCUGUCCCCCUCCAGUCCCGGGACGCUGCAAGACGCUCCGCAGCUAAUGCCUGGAGAGUUGUCGGUAAAGUUGUGGUAUGAUAAAGCCGGGCACCAGCUGAUCGUAAAUCUGCUCCAGGCCAGAGACCUCCCUCUGAGGCCGGAUGGACGCCCACGCAGCCCCUACGUCAAGAUGUACUUCCUCCCUGACAGAAGUGACAAGAGUAAGCGUCGGACCAAAGCAGUGAAGAAGACGGUGGAACCCAAGUGGAACCAGACCUUUGUGUAUUCUCACGUUCAUCGACGAGACUUUAGGAAUCACAUGUUAGAACUGACCCUAUGGGACCAACCCAGGUCUCCAGAUGAAGACAGUGUCUUCAUGGGAGAGAUCUUGAUAGAGUUGGAGACUGCAUUAUUGGAUGAUAAACCACACUGGUAUCCUCUACAGACCCAUGAUGUUUCCUCCAUCCCUCUGCCCUGCCCCUCUCCCUUCCUCUCCAGACGCCACAUCCACCCAGGGCCCGGCAAGAAACUACAGCGAUCUCAACGUCUGUCUGAACCGGAGUUUGAUGAUGGCUCUGCUCUAGUGUCCAAAGCAGCAGAGUCCAGAGGCAGAGAGAGGCAGAGGGAGACUGGUUCUACUCUGGAGGUUCCCGAUCCACAAAGAACUCCCUCCCACCACAUCCGGUCCAGAUCUGUCUCCCCUCAUCGAGAAGAGCAGGGAAGAACCAGGUCCAGACCACCCAAUGUACCUGCUCAGAGGAGUUUGGAUGAUGAGCUUCCUCACAGCCGGAGAUCCCGCUCCCCCAACCGACACUACGAUCCCAGAGGGAGACAGGAGUACCUCGACGACAGUGAGGUCAUCAUGCUCCACCAAUCACAGCGAGGCAAAAGUGCUGAGUGCCUCUACACCAGUGACCUGCAGCCCGCUCUGAACAGGGUUAGGAGCGCUAGUGCCACCUGUCUCACUCCAGAGUCAUUUUCACUUUCUCCUCCGGCAGACAGGGGUCACCCGCAGGGCAGCGCUCCUGCGUCCUCAGCGCCUCGAAAAGUCAGACAGCUUCCUCAACUUCCUCCCAAAAGCAACUCUGUCGAACAAGCGAUGGUAGCAGAGGAGCGUGUCCGACAGCUGCAGAGAAGAGUUCACUCCAACAGAAUGUCCACAGUCUCAGCCUCAAGUCAACAAGAGCUGGACCGAGCGCUCAAACACAAGAGAGAGAUGUAUAAGGACCAGCGGCGCAGCAGUGAGAACGUGUCCCACAAAUCCUCAGACAGUGAUGUCAGUGAUGUGUCAGCCAUUUCACGAACCAGCAGCGCCCUGAGCAGCACCAGCUACAUCUCCAUCCAAUCAGAGCGGCCGGGACGCUUCAGGCGUGCGAUGCGAGCCACGGGCCGCCACAUGAUGAAGAGCAGUAGUAUGAGCAGUGAGAUCUACGGCCUGGACCACCCUGAUGGCAGCCAAUCAGACACAGCGCUAGGCACGUGCGGCAGCGGUAUCAAGAAGCGCCGCUCCAGUCUCAGCCAAAGAGUGGUCGCCAUCCUGCCCUCGAGACGGAGCCGGAGCACCUCACAGCUCAGCCAGACCGAGGCUCCAGGUAAGAAGGUGAGCAAAGCGGCCUCUAGCUCCAUCCAGCGCAGCGUGGAGACUGGGAUGGCUGUGGAGUUUCCCCGAGGAAGCACCACCAUGAACAGACAAGCCAGCAGAGAGUCCACGGACGGCAGCCUCUACAGCUCUGAGGGGAAUCUGAUCUUCUCAGGGAUGCGUCUGGGCACAGACAGUCAGUUCAGUGACUUCCUGGACGGGUUGGGGCCGGGGCAAUUGGUUGGACGACAGACUCUGGCCACACCCGCCAUGGGAGAUGUCCAGAUCGGGCUCCAGGACAAGAAGGGUCAGCUGGAGGUCGAGGUGAUCCGAGCCAGAGGCCUUACCUCCAAACCAGGAGCCAAAUCUCUACCAGCUCCCUAUGUAAAAGUGUACCUGUUGGAGAAGGGGAACUGUAAAGCCAAAAAGAAAACCAAGAUCGCUCGAAAAACUCUGGAGCCUCUGUAUCAGCAGCACCUGCUGUUCGAAGAGGGCCCCCAGGGGAAGGUGUUACAGGUGAUCGUGUGGGGAGACUACGGCCGCCUGGACCACAAAUGCUUCAUGGGUGUAGCACAGAUCCUAUUGGAGGACUUGAACCUUUCCAGCACCGUGAUUGGCUGGUACAAACUCUUCCCUCCAUCCUCAUUGGUGGACCCCACGUUAGCGCCUCUCACGCGGCUAGCAUCUCAGACUUCUUUGGACUCAGGACCGCCCCCUGGUGUUCGAUCCUAG